Molecule: messenger RNA, 1577 nt
Organism: Notothenia coriiceps (black rockcod)
Lineage: Eukaryota; Metazoa; Chordata; Actinopteri; Perciformes; Nototheniidae
Product: putative cation exchanger C521.04c
Exons: 6
Coding region: 274-714 (146 amino acids)
Biological process (GO): intracellular calcium ion homeostasis; calcium ion transmembrane transport
Cellular component (GO): membrane; endomembrane system
Molecular function (GO): calcium:proton antiporter activity
Source: RefSeq, a predicted model, not a curated record
CGCGUUUUUCUGGAGGGUCAAAUUCUCAAAUGUUUUGAGCUAACGUUUUUUAUUUGUCUUACUUCUCAUUUAAUAUGCAUCGUGUGUUCUUGUUGCAGGCCACUGGUGUACACAGUGUCUGCCCUCCUACCAAUUGCCUACAUAAUUGGUCUGAUAUUCACACUGAAGACGCACUCCCACAUUUAUGACAUCCAUGUUGGAGGCGGACAGGAGAAUGGCCCCCAUGGAGCAGUGGUCCACUGGUCACGGUGGAGGUCUCUGGUCAUCCUCAUCAUGGCUACUGUGCUCACGUCUGCUUGUGCCGAUCUAGCCACCGAGCACAUCCAGCCCAUACUAAACCAGCCCAACGUCUCUCAGUAUUUCAUCGGGGUGACAGUUCUCGCCAUGGUGCCUGAGAUCCCAGAGAUUGUAAAUGGGAUCCAGUUUGCUCUCCAGAACAACAUCAGUCUAAGCUUGGAGGUGGGAAGCUGUAUUGCUGUUCAGGUCUGCAUGCUGCAGAUUCCAAUUCUGGUCGUAUUCAAUGCCUUCUACGAUGUGGGAUUUGUGCUGCUGUUCAGUGACAUGCACCUGUGGGCCAGUAUGUUCAGUGUGAUUCUUGUCAACUACAUCUUCAUGGACGGCAAGUCUGAUUAUUUUCAAGGCACAGCUCUGGUGGUCGUCUACCUCAUACUGCUGGCUAUGUAUUUCUUCGCUCCAUCUCCAACAGGCUGCUGACCGUGGGACUUUCAGCCCAAGUUACUUUUUAAAGCCUGAAAGUCAUUAGGCCCAAUUCCAAACUGCCCUCUUCAACCUACCACUAGACACUUCCUCCCACUUUGCGCAUUCACUUCAUACAUUUUAUUGUAAUGUUUUGAAUAUAUACACACAGGGACUGUUCCAAAAACUGAGCAGCUUAUGAAUAUCACAUUUUCAAACAAAAGUAGUUUUAAGUUAUUGUCUAAGAGAUCCUGAUUUGAAACAAUCAUGAAAAGUUACAGAAUUUUCUGUUACUCCUGGGGAGAGGAGAGAUGCCACUGUAUUUACACCCUCCACCUGAAAGAAGGGAACCGUUUAGCCGUGAAUGAGACUAUGCCAUCUACCCACUCAGUCAGUGGGGGGGAGUGGGGAGGUUUGGAAUUGGACCUUAAUGUGAAAUGUAAAACCCCUCCCUUUCUGACUACUUUCAGUGUAAAUUCUGACAGGUUUUUAGUAAUUAUUUAAAAGUCCGUACAACCAUGCAAAUGAAUGAGCCUUUUAAUAUCAGGCAAGUUGCACAUCUAUACUACUGUAAAAUGCAGCGUUUGUAAGAUACAUUUAACAAUGUCUCCUUAAACUCACUCUUACGGUCUUUGUAAACUGAAGAGAACAUCUGUAUGUUUUGUUUUUUGAUCAAAUACAACUGAAUAGUAUAUAACGUAUCUGCACUAAACCUUUUUGUUUAAAAAAAAUAAAAAGGUACUGGUAUAAUGUUUUUUAGACUUUAACUCCAAAAUGUGACAUUUUAGAUAAAACACUGGUACCCUAUAUAUGGAAAGAGUGGCAUGGCUGGCUGUGCUAGCUAGAAUAAUAACUCUCGUCAAUACAACAUUUUGAAAAAC